CGGCUCGCGUAUAAGGAAGAAACAACCAUGCUUCUUCUCAUCUGCUUGGCGUUCGUCGGUCUGUGUGCUGGACAACUCGUACAGCAAACAAACUUUACCAAUAUCUUCGAGCAAAUUAUCGACACUAACAAGAACAAGAUUCUCGACCUCCCCGAAUUCAAGGCCGUCGUCCUCCAGGACGAUCUGAACAAGGACGGCAAGGUGUCCUUGCCUGAAUACCAGAAGGGAAUUGGAGGCACGGGGAAAGGACCAGCUGCCCUCUUCGCCCUCGUCGACCCCAACAGUGACGGCUUUGUUGACGUUUCAGAAUUGCCUGUCAUCCUUAGCAGCUUCGACGUCGACGGCGAUGGCAAGGUCACGGAGGGAGAAUUUAUCAAGAAAUAUAGCGAACUUUACUAUAAGGCCUUCGGUCUUCCGGUUUCCGUUGGUAAAUAGAUGUCACUUUCAUGAAUAAAGCUGCUUCAACAACC
Haliotis rubra (blacklip abalone) is the source of this 470-nucleotide messenger RNA. RefSeq lists its product as uncharacterized. Bases 28 to 435 code for a protein of 135 amino acids. The transcript is spliced from 6 exons. Gene Ontology annotation, molecular function: calcium ion binding. Lineage: Eukaryota; Metazoa; Mollusca; Gastropoda; Lepetellida; Haliotidae. The record is from RefSeq and is a predicted model, not a curated record.